Messenger RNA from Erinaceus europaeus (western European hedgehog), 1586 nucleotides. Its product is annotated as guanine nucleotide-binding protein G(I)/G(S)/G(O) subunit gamma-5-like. Gene Ontology annotation, biological process: G protein-coupled receptor signaling pathway. The coding region runs from base 1 to 357 and encodes 118 amino acids. Gene Ontology annotation, molecular function: G-protein beta-subunit binding. Gene Ontology annotation, cellular component: heterotrimeric G-protein complex. NCBI's taxonomy places the organism in Eukaryota, Metazoa, Chordata, Mammalia, Eulipotyphla, Erinaceidae. The record is from RefSeq and is a predicted model, not a curated record. The transcript has 2 exons.
AUGAAGACAAAAGCACUCACCCCACCACCACCACCACCACCACCACCACCACCACCACCACCACCACCACCACCACCACCACCACCACCACCACGUCCCGUCGACCCAAGCACGACCCAGCAACCUGAUGGUUCGGUUCUCGCCUGCGCCAUGUCUGGCUCCUCCAGUGCUGUGGCUGUGAGGAAGGUGGUUCAGCGGCCUCAGCUGGAAGCCGGGCUAAACGGCGUGAAGGUUUCCCAAGCAGCCGCAGACUUAAAACAAUUCUGUCUGCAGAAUGCUCAGCCUGACCCCUUGCUGACCAGAGUGUCUUCAAGUACGAAUUUCUUCAGACCUCAGAAAGUUUGUUCCUUUUUGUAGUAAAACAUAUCUUUGGUAGGUUUUUUUUUUUUAAUUUAUUUAAUUUUAUUUUCCCUUUUGUUGCCCUUGUUGUUUUUAUUGUCGUUGUAGUUAUUACUGUUGUUAAUGUCGUCGUUGUUGGAUAGGACAGAGAGAAAUGAAGAGAGAUGAGGAAGACAGAGGGGGAGAGAAAGACAGACACCUGCAGACCAGCUUCACCGCUUGUGAAGGGACUCCCCUGCAGGUGGGAAGCUGGGGGCUCGAACCUUCAUCCUUACGCCAGUCAUUGAGCUUCAAGCCACGUGUGCUUAACCCACUGCGCUACCGCCCAACUCCCAGAAGGAAGGUUUUCUGAUCUACUUUUCAUGACCCAGUCAGUAUUCAAAAGAGGAGCUAAAUUUGAAGCUUCUAUAGCUUAAUAGCUUAUCCCGAUAACACGUGCCAUACUAUGUAAACUCCUCUCAGUUCUUAACAUCUACCUCUCUGGAUUUUCAUGGAUUUCUAUUUCACAAGGGUAAUUAUUUUAUAUAGACUGGUUACAGACACAAUAAAAUACUUAGUAUAGGAAAUCGGGUGGUAGUGCGCGGGUUACGCGCACGUGGCGCAAAGCUCAAGGACCGGCAUAAGGAUCCCAAUUCGAGCCUCCGGCUCUCCACCUGCAGGGGUGUCGCUUCACAGGUGGUGAAGCAGGUCUUCAGGUGUCUAUCUUUAUCUCCCCCUCUCUGUCUUCCCCUCCUCUCCUCUCCAUUUCUCUCUGUCCUAUCUAACUAUGACCUAAAUAACAACAACAAUAACUACAACAAUAAGACAACAAGGGGAACAAAAGGGAAAAUAAAUAAAUACAUUUAAAUUAAAAAAUACUUAGUAUAAAAAAAAAAACAACAGACAAUGGCAAGGCUUCAGCUUGAAUGCUAGGAUGUAUAUGAAAUAAAAAUAAAUAAAAGCAACCCAGGAGGGAGGCCAGUAGACAGGGAACUGGACAUUGGACCCAUGGGUAUAGGGUCCUGGGUUCAGCCACCUGUAUCGCGUGUGCCAGAGUGAUGCUCUGCUUCUCUCUCUCUCUCUCUCUCUCUCUCUCUCACACACAUUAAUAAAUCAAGCCUGGGGAGACAGCAUCAUGGUUCUGCAAAAGACUCAUGCCUGAGGCUCUGAGGUCUCAGAUUCAAUGUCAGCACCACCAUCAGCCAGAGCUGAUGAGCAAUGUUCUGGGGGUAGAAAGGAAAAAAAAAAACACCUUUUUGUUUACUUCU